AAGUAAGUGUAAGGAAGUAGGAAUUCACUGAAGCGUGAACGCUGAACAGGUAAACAAUGGGUAUCUGGGGUGCUAGUGAACGGGACUGUGAGUUGGUUAUAAUAUUGUUCAUAGAAUGACUGCGGGGUGAAUUAUUUCUAUUGAAUAAUGCAGCACAACAUAGUGCUGUAUUCGAUUAUUUUCCACAUUGCGCCUUGUCAUACCGGGAUGGGGUGUAUUAAGUAUAGUGUAACAAAACUGUAACUGCAAAGUGACAACGUAGCUUCAUGAAGGACACAACCGUCUGAUACUUAUAUGCUAAAGGGGUGUUUGCUAAAUUUAGUAAUGGCCGCUCAGUUGCCCUCAGUCAUGAAAUCCAGAGGGUUAUUCCUGGCACUGUUCUUCUGCAGUUUACUCUCCCAAGUUUUGCUCGUCUAUUCUUCUGACCAGCAGUAUCAGCCCAACUGGCAAUCUUUGGAUUCAAGACCCCUUCCUGCCUGGUAUGAUGAAUCUAAAUUCGGCAUUUUCAUGCACUGGGGCCUCUACUCCGUACCAAGUUUCGGCUCGGAGUGGUUCUGGCGUUACUGGACAAAUGACGUGGCGGCUUACGUGAAUUUCAUGAAGCAGAAUUAUCCUCCGGGUUUCACGUACGCCGAUUUCGCGAAGUCUUUCCGAGCUGAACUCUUUGAUGCAGACAAGUUUGCAGAGAUCGUCGAAGCCUCAGGGGCGCGUUACUUUGUGCUCACCAGUAAACAUCAUGAGGGGUAUGCAAUGUGGCCAUCUAAGUAUUCAUGGAACUGGAACUCGAUGGAUGUGGGUCCGAAGAGAGAUCUGAUUGGGGAGAUGGCGACUGCCAUCCGUAAACGCACGACUCAAAUCCACUUUGGGCUGUAUCACUCCCUCUUCGCGUGGUAUCAUCCUCUGUAUCUUCAAGACGUGGCAAAUAAGUUCUCGACACGAUUGUACCCCGAACAGAUCUCAACACCGAUGUUACACGAGCUUGUGAACAACUAUGAGCCUGAUCUCAUCUGGUCCGAUGGAUUUCAGGUGAUCACAGGCUGGGAGUACUGGAACAGCACUGGGUUCCUAGCAUGGCUUUACAACGACAGCCCUAUCAAAGACAAAGUGGUUGUUAACGAUCGCUGGGGAAACGGAACUGUCUGCAAACAUGGCGGGUUCUUCACUUGUCAUGAUCGCUACAACCCCGGCACCUUGCAGAAACACAAGUGGGAGAAUGCGAUGACGGUGGACAAGGGAUCUUGGGGCUAUCGUCGAAACGUCCAUCUCUCCGACUUCUUAAGCACACAACAACUGCUUCAUUCAAUGGCCAAGACAAUAAGCUGUGGAGGAAACAUGCUCUUAAAUGUCGGACCAACUCAUGAUGGGCGGAUCAUCCCAAUCUUUGAGGAGCGUCUGCGGCAGGUCGGCUCUUGGUUGAAAGUGAAUGGCGAGGCCAUCUACAAGUCCAAACCAUGGCGUGCACAGAACGACACCAACACCACUGACAUAUGGUACACCUCUCAACUGAAUGGGUCUCUCGUAGAGUCGGUCUAUGCUAUAGUUCUUGAAUGGCCAGUGGACAACCGUCUGUUUCUUGGAGCACCGAUUCCGAAUAAACUGAGUACGGUAUCGAUGCUUGGAGUGAAGACCCAACUGCAGUGGAAGGUGGGGCCCAAGGGUGUUGGAAUGAACAUAACUUUUCCUGUGCUGAAUCCAACUCAGAUGCCAUGCCAGUGGGCUUGGGUCUUAAAGUUACAGAAAGUCAAAUGAUAAAAUUCCUGGAAAACCUUGACUGAAUAGCUUUGAACUUAUUCAACCUUAUAUUGACAUUGUGACACUGCAUCAGAUGUAAAUGUCUUUUUCAAACUGGAAUUUGUUGAGUUAAAAAAACUAUUCUUUCUUUUAUUAUACAAAGUAAUAUUUUUGAAGUGGUGUGCAUUCUUUUAUGGUUAAAACUUCCGAGCACCUCUUUUCAAAACCACGGGUUCAGCUUGGGCUCCAUCAGUAAUAUUUAGGGGUAUUUUUCAUCAGGCGCUUGGGACCCAAACCAGUGUUGAUGUGAUUCUGAACCCCCCCCCCCCACAAUAUGGUGAUGUUAAUUUACAAUGGAGGACGAAAACACUGGGGGGGGGUGUCAAAAUCGCCUAAGUCACCUGAGGUCGAUUUCACAGAGUUAGGACUCGUCUUAUCUCAAGUUAGGAUGAGUAACUCGUCCCAACUUGGGAUUAAUCU
Molecule: messenger RNA, 2211 nt
Organism: Asterias rubens (European starfish)
Lineage: Eukaryota; Metazoa; Echinodermata; Asteroidea; Forcipulatida; Asteriidae
Product: alpha-L-fucosidase-like
Exons: 1
Coding region: 295-1749 (484 amino acids)
Biological process (GO): fucose metabolic process; glycoside catabolic process
Cellular component (GO): lysosome
Molecular function (GO): alpha-L-fucosidase activity
Source: RefSeq, a predicted model, not a curated record